Molecule: messenger RNA, 4794 nt
Organism: Megalopta genalis
Lineage: Eukaryota; Metazoa; Arthropoda; Insecta; Hymenoptera; Halictidae
Gene: Rfx
Product: regulatory transcription factor Rfx
Biological process (GO): regulation of transcription by RNA polymerase II
Molecular function (GO): DNA-binding transcription factor activity, RNA polymerase II-specific; RNA polymerase II cis-regulatory region sequence-specific DNA binding
Source: RefSeq, a predicted model, not a curated record
GUAAACCGUGCUCCGUUACGAUCGCAAUUAUCAUUUUUCUCCUACGACAGUUUUCUGCUAUAGUAUUCUUGCAUGCACACGUCCGAAGAUAUAUCAUGCGCAAAUUAAAACUUCGACGUUGGAACACGUCCUCGACAUUCCCAUAUUUUGUCAUUGAAGUAUGUUGUCAGUGACAACAGUUGUAGACAAAUUGUUCAUUACUCUCUUUUAUUUCUUAAUUCAAUGGUCCCUAUCGUCAUCAUUUGUUUGUUAAUUUAUCCUGUAUAUGUAGUUUCAAUUGUUCUGAUAAAUAUUCAUCUGUGAAGCUAUCACUGUAAUAUAAAACAGUUUAUGUAUAUAGAACAUUUCAUGUCGAGCAUUCUAUCUCGAGUGUCUGAUUCCCUUAGAAAUCCUAUGCUAUUCUCUAUUCGAACAGAUCUUCUGAACAUCUUUGUAACGAGAAAUAAUCAAUUCUUUUUACAAUGCCUCCCCGACUAGGUAUAGGAAACCAUUGCAAACUCUUCAUUCUAAACUCCCCUGUCGUAUCACGCUUUAGUGAUUUUAUUGUGAUCCCCCUUAUCCAUGGAGUGUCUAAUAUAUUUGGUAGCUUUUAAUUAAAAUCAGCUUAUUAAUUACAUCAAUGAAUUUCUUGAGUCAUAAGAAAAGAAACACCCCUGGCACUCGACUAUUCAUAAAAUCUUUAGUCCACUUUUCCAUGUACAAAUUGCAUGAUUUUACACAAAGUAUUAACUCCAGAGAGAUUAAGGACAAAAAAUAUGGUAAAAGAACAGAGCAAAUGCAAUAUAGGAUAAUAGAUAAGGUGUGUAGAACAGUCCCAAGCAUCAGCCAUGCGUAACAGAGGCCAGGUGCUCCUACACACACAUACACACACGAACACACAGGAUGUUUUCCACUGUAAUUUUCUUUUGUGCCAAAUGAUGCAGUCCUUUCUGACCCUUCCCUCCAGAAACGGACAGGUAGCAGUGGUAGUGAGAUCGUGGGAGCAGAGAGAGGUGAAGGAGUGAUUGCCAUGACUACGACAGGAGCCCAGUAUGCCCUCGCAGCAUCCACCAGAGCUAAUAAUAGUGGGGGUAACUCUGCAACAGUGGGGGUGGAACCUAAGCCAAGCGUCGUUGUCGUGACUACUUCCAGUUCGAGUGGCAGUGGUAGUGCAGCACAGAGUCAGUCGACAAGGGGUCAGCAACUUAUCACUGUUGUUACUAGCCCUGAUCCUUCCAGUCCGAACAAUCUGCAACCUAUUCAGUUAUUGGUUCAGGAUCCGCUUGAAACAGCUGCAGAUUCUUCCAAUGGCUCAACAGGUACCCCAGCACAUGUUACAGCGCAAGUUGUAGUGAACACAACCCAUUCGGGACAACACACUCUUGUUGAUUCCGACGCUGCAUCCACGUCGGCGGGUACGAUCGUCAGCAGCUCUCCACACUUCAUUACCGUUACAGGCACCAGUGAUUCACCAUCCUACGCAUCCCUCACAACGGCAGUAGUAUCGGGUGAACCAGAGGCAGUGGGGUCAGAGUCAGUAUCUCAUCCUACCUAUGUUCAAUACGUUGAGGGUGAUGGUUCUACGUAUAUACCAACAAAUGGUCAGAUGACAUAUCCUGUAUACGCUGUCGGGGAAGCAGGAGCAAUGUACACUCCUGCUUCGAGCCAAUACUAUACACCAGCCUCCACACCGGUGACAUAUGCACAGGUCACUGGACAAGGUUCGAAUUCGACAGCUGGGCAAUUAUUAUCACAAGGCAAUGGAACGUACUUGAUCCAACAAAGCGUCGUAGAUGGUGAUCCAACCGCGCACGCGUUAAUAUCUGCAGCUGCUGCACGUGCCAGUCCACAGACGGAAAAUGCGGAAACUGUGGUUAGCGGGGGUGGAGGGGCAUACUUGAUCAGCGGUAAUUCAGCAGGAGGUACUACAGUCACCGUGGAAGAUGCUGCAACGGCUGCAGCAAACAUGACGCAUGCUACUAGAGUUUCUCAAGCAACAGUUCACUGGCUGCUUGAAAAUUAUGAAACAGCAGAUGGUGUCUCUCUUCCAAGAUCCACGCUUUAUAAUCAUUACCUACGCCAUUGUUCUGAAAAUAAAUUGGAUCCUGUAAACGCAGCAAGCUUUGGAAAAUUAAUUCGUUCUGUCUUUUUGGGCCUGAGGACCAGACGAUUGGGCACCAGAGGAAAUUCAAAGUACCAUUACUAUGGGAUUCGUGUGAAGCCUAAUUCUCCUUUGGUAAUGUUGAACGAAGAUGGAACACCGCGCCAACAACAAAGUGCAAACUCUCAAACAAAACGAUUUAAAUUUGUAAAUCAAAAGCAGGAUACCACGUACGAGAAUAACACACAUUCGAACACGAAUAUUUCUUCGAACACCUCGCCGCCGCAGUUCCAUCAGUACCUUGGCGAAGCGAGUGGCGCGAUUCCAGAGUUUCCCGAAAUAAUAGUUAGCCAUGGCUCCUCUCUUCCUGAGGAUUGCACCUUAGAGGACAUCGACACCUUCCGAAGUAUAUACAGGGAACAUUGUGAAGCAUUUCUGGAUGCUGUUCUCAAUUUUGAAUUUGCCACUGUGGAGAGUCUUUGGAGAGAAUUUUGGCGUAGUCAGGACAAUAAUAACGGGGAUGAAUGCGAGGAAGAGAAAUAUUUAUCAAAAACGAAACUGUACCAGAUAUGUAAGUGUUCGGAAGUUCAAGACUUCAUUCGAAAAGUUGACUACACGUUUUAUCAGAACUUGGUUGAAGUGUUAAUGCCUAACGUAUUGCGACCUAUACCGAGCUCGCUAACACAAUCCAUUCGAAACUUUGCAAAGGGGCUAGAGUCAUGGUUAACAUCAGCAAUGGCCGAUUGUCCAGAAGAAAUGACUCAGAUAAAGUUGACAGCUGUAUCUGCAUUUGCUCAGACACUAAGGCGUUACACGUCUUUGAACCAUCUUGCUCAAGCAGCACGUGCAGUGCUUCAAAAUUCAAGCCAAAUCAAUCAGAUGUUGGCGGAUUUGAAUCGCGUUGAUUUUCAUAAUGUACAAGAACAGGCCUCCUGGGUUUGUCAAUGCGAUUAUCGGAUGGUGCAGCAAUUAGAGGCUGAUUUCAAAGUGACGUUACAACAACAAAACUCGUUAGAAGACUGGGCGAUUUGGUUGAAGAGCGUCGUUACGCAGGUUCUUAAGCCAUUCGAGGAGAAACCUACGUUUGCGAAAGCUGCACGUCAAUUUUUGCUCAAAUGGUCUUUCUACAGUUCCAUGGUGAUCCGUGAUCUCACUUUAAGAAGCGCUGCUAGUUUUGGGUCUUUCCACCUGAUACGAUUACUAUACGACGAGUACAUGUUCUAUUUGAUUGAACAUCAAGUGGCAAUUGCUACAGGGACAACUCCAAUAGCUGUAAUGGGGGAUAAGAGUCAAAAUUGUUCUUUGGUCAGUGCAUUUGGUGUGACUUCCAACGGAGAUACAUUGAACACAAACCAACCAAAGCGGAUGAAACUAAGCUAACUGCGUGCCUACAUGCCUUAGUUUGCAAGUAAGCCAGUAAGCCAGUAGCACUUGAAAAUGAAAUGUUAGCACAAGAGCAUGCAGGCCUACCGAUACACGCUAGUCCUAUAAAUUAUAAUUUUGUAUAAGACGAGAUCUUGUCGAACAAUGACUUAACAAAGAAGAUUUUUGCAUAAUGCCUAGGAUAUAUAAUAAAAUCUAGGUAAGUUUGUGUGAUAUAACAUGUACGAAUAUGUACCGCAGUCUUGUUAAGUACAAGCAAGUAUAUGAUUCGAGCGUAAGGUAUCGCUGGCACGAUGUUUAGUAUGUUAAUGUAUCUUCUAGUCGAGACAUUUUUUAAAAAUAUAUGGGACCAUGAAUAUGUCAUGUCCUUAUAGCAUACAAUAUCAAAAGCUUACUCGAUUUAGUUUUUUUUUUAUUUCUGUAACGUUCCGCGGUUACAUACAUAAUUUAGGUAUUUAUUUAUUUAUUUAUUUAUUUAUUUAUUUAUCUAUUUAUUUAUUUAUUUAUCUACAUUAGUAAAUCAAAUUUGACAACUCAUUUCAUUGUUUAAUGUAUUGUUCACCAUUGAAAUGUUUUAUUCCGGUAAUCUUAACGCGAGAGAGAAAACAAAGUCGAGUAGGCUUGAAAUAGUCAACAUCAGUUUAUGCAAGGAAAAAAAAAAGAUGCAUUCAUAUCGACGGAUUCUAUUUUGCACAAAUAUUUGAGUAACGUUUAAUGAAAUCCGCCCUGCCGACGGUAUUGUCAAAUAAUAAAAGAAUAUUCCUACUGGAGCAAAUGCGAAUUAGAAUUACUAUAAUUAUUAUAUACUUGUACGAGUUUUAGAUAUUUCUGACAUUCAUAUUUUUUAACAAGACUUAUUGAUUAUACAUCGAGCUACAUAAAGAGAAAAAAGAAAAGAAAACAAUUCUGUUGUAAGCCGUCUGUGUUACACUCCAUAUAUAUUCUUUCAGUAUUUUUAAACGAAUAGUACAAAACAGCACUGGAAAAGUAUGGGUGUAACGAUAUAUAAGUGUAAUCGUUUUAAUUUACUGAUAGAAUAUACGCUAUGGUUCUUGCAUCGUAAAAUGUACAUAUAUAAAAUAACGUGGCAGAUUAACGAAAGUGCACAGUUGUUGAAAUUUAAUGAAAGAGAGAAGAAACAAAAAGAAACUGCAAAUUGCAACGAUAGAAGGGAGGGUGUUUUCAAACAUGCUUCGCAUUUAAACAAUUUUCAUUAAUACAUUUACAGUAAAAGGGGUCUGUGUCAAUAUAUAUUUUAUAUUUGUAGAUUCUCGAGUAAUUCUCUUCGAUGUAAUAAAGUCCUAGGUCUAAAGGUGCAUUGUGAACUUAAA